AUGGCCGAGACGCGGGAUUCGAGCGUUUCGCCGCGGACCUCUCCUCCGCCCGAAAAACAGGCCCAGACUUUUUCGCCAUUGCGCCAAGAGCAGCGCGCUCACGGCUCUGCCGACGAGGGGGUUCUUCACGCCGACGAUGCUAACAGGCCGGAAACUGCGGGCUCCGUGAAAUUCGAGCAGGGCGUCGCUGAGCCCAAGUCAGCAGCGGGCUUCCCCUUCCCCGCCGCAAACGGCACUUCUGGAGACGCCGCCGCCCAGAAUGCUACUGCCAAAGCCCCGCAUCCCCUCGAGCCGUCCCCGAGCUUUGGUCAGAUCGCUGACCCGACCGAUUUCAACUCGCACGGCCAACUAUCGAGAAAACCCACAAGUGAAGCCGGCACAUCAACGCCCGGCGGACGUCGCAGCGUGCAGUUCGCUCGCUCUCAAGCGCAGGAAGGAGCGGCUGGUGGACACUCGAGACAACACUCCCUGGAUGAUGAAGAGGAGCUGGAACGACAUGGCAGGGAUAAAGCCUCUCUUAUUGCCCGGCUCAGGGCCCUGAACCCGCUGCAGGGGCACAGCAGAAGUAUAAGUGGCUUCACCAUUGGCGAUGGGCCAAUUGGAUCGAUUGGUGAAUUCACACCAACCGGCCCCUUGUCUCCGGAAUCUGAGCGAUCGCAACCACGAUACAUUGCAGAAGAAGGAAGUGAAGGAGAGGCAGAUGACGAGAGCGCAGGAGAAGGCCCAGCGCGUCCUCCGCGUCAGAGAAGAAAGAUCCGCCGCCAAAAACAUGGAACGAGCACUGCUCCAGCUACCCCGAAGACUAUCAAUGAUCCCUCCUUCCCGCGAGAUUCGCCCUCCGAAAACCCCUUUGGAUUCAAGCCACCUUUUGCACGGCGAGGCACCAUGUCGGACAUCCCUGAAAAUCAAAGGAUGGGGUUGUCUGAGGAUGAAGGGCGGGACAUGCUUGCGAAAGAGAGCGCUUGGAGGAGAGGAAUGCACGCACGGCGGCGGCUCAGCUUCUCGAGUCGUAGGAUGGAGAUUACAGGAGAAGAAACUCCGGACGCUCGUCGACCGAGUAACUUCCGGCGUUUCACCAAUAUUGCUAACCGAUUCGAUGGCUCUGCCGAGUCUCCCUCAUGGAGACAGCGCGGUGAGCGCACCACUAGCAUCAGCGCACAAAAGUGGCGCCAGUUGAAGUCCGGCUUGAAGAUGCUUGGGAAGCAGCGGAAGGAGCAAAACAGAAUCGACCACGCAAAAUCCGCAGAGCUGGUUGCCGAACUCCUCGCGGGCGCCCCCGCAGCCCUCUUCCUGGCCAGUAUGUUCCAAAGAGACGAGCACGACAGACGUAGAGUGCCGAUUCUUAUGGAGCAACUCAAAGUCCAAAUCACCGACAGCCAAAAGAUCAGCGACAAAAACAACGACCGCCACGUCAACUUCAGGAUCGAGCUUGAAUACGGCAGUGGUAUGACCCGCAUGAAAUGGGUCGUUCAUCGGACUAUCCGUGAUUUUGGCAAUCUCCACCUCAAGUACAAGACUGCCACCGCCAAGGAAAAAUACGUACGAUUUAGGGGCGAGGAUACCAACAAGAGUCAACUUCCGCGGUUUCCCAGAAGCGCUCUACCCUACGUGCGUGGAAUGCGUGGUCUCUUGGAUGAUCAGGAGGAGGACGACGACGAGGAAGCGCCCGGGGCGAUUACAGAUGGUGAUGCAAGUGGAACUGACAGGCCUGGAAAGAACGGCAAGAGACGGCGAUCCUCAUUGAAGCAGCAUGCCGCAGGACGCAACUCAAGCGUUGGAAGCCCUGAACAGACACCCGGGAUCGUUGGUGAGAUGACGGCUCGCACCGGCAGCUUCUUUGGCCAAGUCCCUGGCGCUCCUGGAACCAACGCGCCACGCAAGGAUACGUAUCAGGACAAGCAACGAAAGAAGUUGGAGCAGUAUCUUCAGCAGCUGAUCACCUUCGUCAUUUUCCGGCCCGAUAGCAACCGACUCUGCAAAUUCCUGGAGCUCUCUGCAUUAGGCGUCCGCCUCGCACAAGAAGGCGGGUACCACGGAAAAGAGGGUUUCAUGAUGAUCCAGUCCAACAAGGCGGCCAAUCAGACGGGCUGGAACCCUCAUUGGUUCAAGCAACAAGCUCACAUGCCGAAAUGGUUCCUCGUGCGCCACAGCUACGUUUGCUGUGUUGAUUCGCCUGAAGAAAUGAACAUCUACGACGUCUUCCUCGUAGACAUGGAUUUCCGUAUCGACGAGAAGAAGGGUGCGCGCGAGAUGGCUAGCAAGGCGAAGACAUCUGCCGCUCACCCCAACGCACACAUGCUUCGUCUAGUCAACUCCGAGCGCAAGCUCAAAUUGCUGGCCAAGAACGAAAGGCAGAUGGGCCAAUUCCAGGAGUCCAUUAAGUUCAUGAUGUCGCAAACGGAAUGGUCAAAGUCGCAUCGUUUCGACAGCUUCGCGCCCGUAAGACACAAUGUCUGGGCCCAGUGGCUCGUGGAUGCGCGGGACUAUAUGUGGAACGUCUCUCGCGCUAUCAGCAUGGCCAGGGAUGUCAUCUACAUCCAUGAUUGGUGGCUCAGCCCUGAGCUUUACCUGCGUAGACCUCCUGCCAUCAGCCAGAAAUGGAGGCUAGAUCGUCUCUUGCAGCGCAAGGCUCAAGAGGGUGUCAAGAUCUUCGUGAUCAUGUACCGUAACAUCAACUCCGCCAUCCCGAUCGAUUCCGAAUACAGCAAGCUGUCGCUGCUCGAUCUUCAUCCCAACGUAUUUGUCCAGCGGUCUCCCCACCAAAUCAAGAAGAACCAAUUCUUCUGGGCUCAUCACGAAAAGAUCUGCAUUGUUGACCAUACGGUUGCUUUCUGUGGCGGUGUCGACCUGUGCUUUGGACGAUGGGAUACACCAAGCCAUGUUCUGAACGAUGACAAGUUGACAGGCUUUGAGCUGGAUAACGAUCUUCCGAAGGAUUCCGAACACUGCCAAAUGUGGCCCGGAAAGGACUACUCUAACCCUAGAGUGCACGACUUUUACGCUCUUGACAAGCCUUAUGAAGAAAUGUAUGACAGAGAAAAGGUUCCCCGCAUGCCGUGGCAUGAUAUUGGCAUGCAGAUAGUUGGCCAACCAGCUCGAGACUUGACAAGACAUUUCGUCCAGCGUUGGAACUAUCUCCGUCGGGGAAAGACUCCUACCCGCCCUACUCCUUACCUUCUCCCUCCACCGGAUUUCAACCAGGCCGACCUUCGGGCCCUUGGACUUGACGGCACCUGUGAGAUCCAGAUGCUUCGCUCUGCAUGCAAGUGGUCCCUUGGUACCCCCGAUCGGACUGAGCACAGCAUCAUGAAUGCGUAUGUCAAGAGUAUUCAAGCAAGUGACCACUUCGUCUACAUUGAGAACCAGUUCUAUAUCAGUUCUUGCCAGGUUGAGGGAACGAAGAUUCUCAACAAGAUCAACGAUGCGCUUGUGGAGCGUAUCAAGCGCGCUCAUAAGAACGGAGAGUCGUGGCGAGCUAUUCUCGUUAUUCCGCUGAUGCCAGGUUUCCAGAGUACUGUUGACAGCCAGGAUGGAACCAGCGUCCGUCUGAUCAUGCAGUGCCAGUACCGGAGUAUUUGCCGCGGCGAGACCUCUCUGUUCGGAAGACUUCGUGCCGCCGGCAUUGAACCCGAAGACUAUGUCCAGUUUUACUCUCUCCGGUCCUGGGGACGUAUUGGGCCGAAGAAGUCGCUCGUCACGGAGCAGCUAUACAUCCACGCCAAGUGCAUGAUUGUGGACGAUCGCAUUGUCAUCAUUGGAUCAGCUAACAUCAACGAGCGUUCCCUGCUUGGAUCUCGUGAUUCCGAAGUGGCAGCUAUCGUCAGAGAUACUGACAUGAUCCCUUCAUUCAUGGCGGGCAAGCCCUACAAGGUUUCCAAAUUCGCACAUACCUUGCGUGUCAGGCUCAUGCGUGAGCACCUUGGUAUUGACGUUGACGAACUGCUGGAGGAAGAGCAAUCUGAGGUAUACAGCAGCGAUGUUUCUAGACCCUCAAGUGCAGAGACCAACUCGACGAUUGAACAGCAGCUCAUCGACAACAAGAACCGCGCCGAGGAGGACUUGAUCAGAAAGGCCGAAGCGAUGAGCUACAACCACGAUGCCGUGGACAAUGCACUUCAGCCGAAUCCCGAAACUCCUGAUUUCACGACCGACCCCAAUGCUGAUGAAGACGCCGCGGCGGCUGCUCAAUUGAACCGAGACCGUGAUGUCCGCGGUGAAGGUGCCGACCACUUCCUGGAGGCUUCAGCUCGCGGCUACAGCCGCGGAAGAGAUUCGACCAUCGACAUCCAUGGUCAUGAGGUCCUAGUUACUCCGCAAGCACCUGAGGGAAAGAACACUCUUGAAGUUCCCAAGCAGGGCAGCCCGAAGAAGGGACGCAACCGCAGCAACACGGCCCGCUCUCAAGUGAGCCAAAUCAGUGAGGUGCUCCAGGAUCUUGGCAACGAGAAGAUGCCUCCUCCGUCACUACCUAGGAUGAACACCAGGGAACUCGGGCUCACGCAGCUCAGCCAGCUUCCUGCUCUGCCCGCUGUGGACGAUACUGAUAUCGGUGGCCCGCCCUUGCUGAGAACGACUUCGGCCACUGCCAACACGCUCAUUAGCGCACUUGUCUCCAACAUGAAGCGUCCGCUCGUCACCGAAGACUGCAUGCUCGACCCUAUCAAUGACGCCUUUUUCCUGGACACUUGGCACACUGUCGCAGAAAACAACACCAAAAUCUACCGCCAGGUGUUCCGCUGCAUGCCCGAUAACGAGGUACGCACAUGGAAGGAGUACCGCGAGUAUGCGGCAUUCGGAGAACGCUUUGCCAAGUCUCAGGGUCAGGGUAAGAGCGAGACACGUAUGGCCCAAGAGACCCCAGGAAAGACUGGCCCUCCCGGUACUGGAACUACUCUUGCAGACGGUGCUGGAAAGGCCUUCGACGAGAAGCUUGCUCCUGGCAACUCCAGAGAUAGCCACCCAUCUGGUAACGUGGAGCAGUGGGCGGAGGACCAGGAAAGGCGUGAUCACAGCAAGCCCUCGACAGCAACUUCAAACGCCAACGGCAGCGCUGGGUCAGGGGCCGACUUUAGCGAAAAGCCCAACGGUAUGCUCACCACUCCAAUGAGCCCGAUGCAUUACGGCAACGAGUCUUUUGUCUCGUCAGACGCGCCGCCGUCGCGUGGCGCAAACGACGACAACAACGGCAGGUCACGCACCAUUACGAUCACCACUCCUACCGGUCCAUCUGGUAGCACCGGCAAUCUCAACGUUACGGAAACCAAUACCAGUCUCAAGCCAGCAGGCAGCCAGCGUCGCCGCAAGCGGGCGGCCACACGUGGCAGCAUCAAGGCAUUCCAAGCUGAUGACGACACCGCUCUGCUGGGCAAGCAAGAUGCAGAGGAACUCCUGGGUCUGGUUCAAGGACACCUCGUUCAGUGGCCGUACGACUGGCUCGAGAAAGAAGAAGCAGGUGGUGGCUGGCUAUACCCUGUCGAUCAGAUUGCACCCCUGGAGAUCUAUGCUUAA
Lasiodiplodia theobromae is the source of this 5508-nucleotide messenger RNA. Its product is annotated as Phospholipase d1. NCBI's taxonomy places the organism in Eukaryota, Fungi, Ascomycota, Dothideomycetes, Botryosphaeriales, Botryosphaeriaceae. The transcript has a single exon. Gene Ontology annotation, biological process: cell motility. Gene Ontology annotation, molecular function: catalytic activity; phosphatidylinositol binding. The record is from RefSeq and is a predicted model, not a curated record. The coding region runs from base 1 to 5508 and encodes 1835 amino acids.